AUGGAGUGCCGAUAUGUCACCAUAUGACAAGAGGUACGCUGAUGUGAGGAUUAAUGGUCAAACAUCAGUGUCUGUUACAAUUGCUCUUGAAGAAGAUAUUCAGAAUUUGUGCCUUAUUAGUCUUGUACUUGGAUUGGCACUGCUGUUGGCUCCAAUUAUUAGCAGAUGGGUUCCAUGUUGCCAUAGCAGUUCAAUGGCUAUAGUGAUCUUUCCUGUCAUUAUAAUUCUACUAUUUCAGGUUGCUAUUGUUGUAAUACUGAGCAUCAUCUUGGCUGGAGCUGCUUUAGGUGAUAGAAUUGUUAGGAAAUUUGUUUUCCCGAAACAAGAUGGUACUAAGCAUGCUGGGGUCGCUAAGUUUGUGAUACUGAAAUGGGGAAUGCGCAUCAUAGGAUCCGCCUUCAUUUUUCAGAGCACGACUGAUCCGCCUUUGGCAAAUGGAGCCUUGGUCUCGUUUGCAGCUGCUUAUCUUAUUAUAAAGUGUAUUCACACAUGGUAAGUCUGACUUCUCUUUCUCCAUUUUUUUGAUCGCAUAAAAUGAUUUUUAAUUGGAUCCUGUCCAAAACAGUGUUUGUCUUUCUCUGGUUUUUGGGUGUUCGUCCCUUUUACGUUUUCGUUUAUAA
This is a messenger RNA of Arachis duranensis, 620 nucleotides long. RefSeq lists its product as uncharacterized. The record is from RefSeq and is a predicted model, not a curated record. Lineage: Eukaryota; Viridiplantae; Streptophyta; Magnoliopsida; Fabales; Fabaceae. The transcript has 4 exons. The coding region runs from base 14 to 496 and encodes 160 amino acids.